Lampris incognitus (smalleye Pacific opah) is the source of this 2799-nucleotide messenger RNA. RefSeq names its product arfaptin-1-like. The transcript has 5 exons. Gene Ontology annotation, molecular function: protein domain specific binding; phospholipid binding. Bases 35 to 811 code for a protein of 258 amino acids. Lineage: Eukaryota; Metazoa; Chordata; Actinopteri; Lampriformes; Lampridae. Gene Ontology annotation, biological process: intracellular protein transport; regulation of Arp2/3 complex-mediated actin nucleation. Gene Ontology annotation, cellular component: trans-Golgi network membrane. The record is from RefSeq and is a predicted model, not a curated record.
GACUCCUCAGAAAGCAAGAAGUGGACCGGUGAUCAUGCCUGGAAACAAAAACCUGGCCGUUGAGAAGCUAGACAAGGUCUGCAGGUGGAGCAUCACUACAUAUAAGUGUACCAGGCAGGUUCUGUCAGAGAAGAUGGGUCGUGGGUCCCGCACGGUGGAUCUGGACCUGGAGCCCCGACUGGAGGUCCUGUCAGACGACCGUCAACGCUACAGUCAUGUGACCAAGCUGGCACAGACGCUGGCCAAUCAGCUCGCCCAGAUGUCACUUACCCAGAAGUCCCUGGGGGACGCCUUCGCUGACCUCAGCCUCAAAACACCAAAGCUACAUGCAGAGUUUGGUCUGAACGCCGACACCCAGAAGUUUCUGUCCAGGACCGGGGAGACUCUGGUGGAGGCCGUUAACUCCUUCACUGCCAACAUGAACACCCUGGUGAAUAAGACCAUAGAGGACACCAUGAUCAACGUGAAGCAGUACGAGACUGCCAGGAUCGAGUACGACGCAUACCGCUGUGACCUAGAGGAGCUGAACAUGGGGCCGCGAGACGCCUCCACCCUCCCCAAACUGGAACAGUCCCAGAAAACCUUCCAGGUCCAGAGAGACAAGUACCUGAAGACCCGCAAUGACCUGUCAACCAAACUCAAACUGCUGGAGGAGAAUAAGGUCAAGGUUCUUCAUAACCAGCUGUGGUUGCUCCACAGCGCCGUGUCCUCCUACAGCUCCUCCUGUCAGCAUCGUGUGGAGGAGAACCGGAAGAGGGUCUCUCUGCUGGACCCCAGCGUGGCCUCGCUCUCCUGGCUGGAGGACAGUUGACCUGCAGGCAACACACAGGGACAAAUUAAUCCAAAGCUACUGGUACAGACAGACGACCGCGCCCUUUUUAAUGACGGAUAAACGGACUUUUAGAUAGCUUGAAGGUAUGCUAGGUAGGCAGGAAGAUGGGAGGAUGGACAGAAAGAUUUAUAUUUCGGUGGUUUAUGCCGGAGAGGAAAUGUGUGUUGUGUGUUGUUUAUUGGAGUUGGCCAUAACGAGCUUUUGACUGACAGCUCAAAUCACUGCCGCCAUCAGUCAAACUCAUAUCAGAGCUAAAUGUACAAAUUUAACCAGCAAAGUUAACACCUCUACUCCUGUUUCAUCUAACUCCUCCACCCUUUCAAUGGCGAACAUCGCUCCUUCACCACCUGACCUUUGACCCUGACAGUGUGUGACCCCUGGUCUAUUUUCUGGAGAAACACGUCGGAGUCCAGUUAUAAGGUCUUCCGGCGUGUUUCAUGGUGUUUGAAAGUGCGACCGUCAGUCAGGGUCACCAAGACUGCCUUUGAACUUUGAACCCCUCCAAAGACGUCGUGGUGCCAUGUCACAAUCCUCUACACUAAUGUGUGUGGCUCAGUUCUCGGACGACGGCGGACCGGCGUGUUAUAAAACGCUCCGCUCCAUCCUUCUCUUUGCAGCCGUGCCGUCGACUGUGUUGAAAUGUUUGUUUUGCAGGUGUUAAAGCCACGGUCACGUUACCGCCAACGUUUGAUGAAUGUCUUUAUUUCAGUGCAAUCUCCUGACGAAGACCAAAACUUGAAUCCAUCUCAGAAGCCCGCUGCACCUUCCAGCACUCCAGAAAUACUCAUUUACAUUCCACCCGCACCCUUUGCACCGCCCUGCUGAUGUUUCCAGCUGUUUCGUAUGGAAGCCGUCACCUGCAGCGUGUCCUGAAACACGCCUGGAGAGUCGUUAGCAUAAUGUCUCGUUAGCCAGGUUCCCUUCUUAGCUGUGUGUCCUGACCCUUAUGUGUUUUAGCGUCUUCCUGUCUGGGUUGCUGUGAUAUCCUGCGUCUAGUCCGACAGCAGCAACUCCACGAAAACACCAACAACCAAACUGUGGAUGCUUUGUGCAAUAUUGUUUUCUCUUUUAAAGUCGUUUUCGGGCAUCCGGGUGGCGUGGCGGUCUAUUCCGUCGCCUACCAACACAGGGAUCGCUGGUUCAAAUCCCCGUGUUACCUCCGGCUUGGUCGGGCGUCCCUACAGACACAAUUGGCCGUGUCUGCGGGUGGGAAGCCGGAUGUGGGUAUGUGUCCUGGUCGCUGCACUAGCGCCUCCUCUGGUCAGUUGGGCGCCUGUUCGGGGGGAGGGGGAACUGGGGGGAAUAGAGUGAUUCUCCCACGCGCUACGUCCCCCUGGUGAAACUCCUCACUGUCAGGUGAAAAGAAGCGGCCGGUGACUCCACAUGUAUGGGAGGAGGCAUGUGGUAGUCUGCAGCCCUCCCUGGAUCAUCAGAGGGGGUGGAGCAGAGACCGGGACGGCUCGGAAGAGUGGGGUAAUUGGCCAAGUACAAUUGGGGAGAAAAAGGGGGACAUUUUUAAAAAAAAGUAAUUUUCCACUUUGAACAAGAAUACUUUUACCUUUUUAUGUGCUGCUUUAUAAUCCUAAGUGGUCUGCCAAUAACAUUGGCCUGUCUGGGCACCCUUACCCAGCACCACACACUGCUUUAGCUUCUUUACCUUUUGGCUGUGAUGGCUACAUGUCUGCCAGCACAUCUAGGAGACUAAACUUAUAUUGAAAUAAAUGAGUAAUUGAUGACUAUUUCCUUCAUUAGUUUGUUCUGAUUUCCACUUAAGAAGGAACAUUUCAGUUUUGAACAGAAUAAAGUCCUGGACGCGUCCUCUAGCAAGGUGGUUUUGUAAAGGGGGGCGUCUCAGUUGAAUGUCUUUGUGCUAAUCCUUCAACGUAAGCCACGCCGAUCAGAGUUCGUGGUAUAAAAACGAUAUUUUCUGAGGUGUCGGUGUAAAUCAUCCGGGAUAAUAAAGCCGG